UAUAUUAUUGGAAAAGUUAUAAAUAAGAAUUUCCAUGGCUUCUAUAGAAGGUGGAUAAGGUUUCAGCUUGCAAAAUAACUACUCAAAGGCCCAUCUUACAGCGCUUAGACAUUUUGAUGAAGCGUUACACGGAGGAUGGCGACUUCAAAUGGAAACAAUUUGAAUAAGUUCAAGCCGAUUCUAUUUUUCAUAUUGCAUUUAAAUAUUAGUAUUCAGCGAAUCAGCGCAUCGUCAUUUCUCAUUAUCAAUGACUUGGCCAAUGUAAAUCGACCUUAUUUUGACGAUAUAAGCCCAAGAAAUAUUUCAGCGGUUGUCGAUGAAACAGCAAUCUUAAGAUGCCGGGUCAAAAAUAAAGGAAAUCGAACUGUUUCGUGGAUGCGUAAGCGAGAUCUUCACAUUUUAACAACGAACAUUUAUACGUACACUGGAGAUCAAAGGUUCUCUGUUAUACAUCCGCCAAAUAGUGACGACUGGGACUUGAAGAUUGAUUAUGUCCAAACUCGGGACAGUGGGAUAUAUGAGUGUCAAGUAAAUACUGAGCCUAAGAUCAAUUUGGCAAUUACUUUGGAAGUCACAGCUGAAUAUGAUAUGAGAAAUAGAAAUUCAGAUAAACUAUACUAUAACUCUAAAGCAGCUCGAGCGAAAAUUUUGGGCUCGACAGAAAUACAUGUGAAACGAGAUAGUACCAUUGCGCUGGCAUGUUCCGUCAAUGUACAUGCAUCAUCUGUAUUGUGGUAUCAUGGCUCAGCGAUUGUCGACUUUGAUUCGUUGCGCGGCGGAAUUAGCUUGGAAACCGAAAAAACUGAUGCAGGUACAACGAGCCGCCUAAUGUUGACGCGGGCUUCGCUAAGAGAUUCCGGAAACUAUACGUGUGUACCCAAUGCAGCCAUACCGGCUUCUGUUCGGGUUCACGUUUUGACUGGUGAGCAACCAGCAGCAAUGCAGACGAGUGUUGCGAGCGUCUUAAAUGCUUCCACUGCAAUCAUAAUUACGUAUUUCAUCAUAUCAGAAGAAUUGUUGUUGAACAUGUUAAACAUUCUCUUCAUACAUCGAAGUCAAAGAUGACUAACUUACUAUAUUUAGACAUAA
Drosophila arizonae is the source of this 1089-nucleotide messenger RNA. RefSeq names its product defective proboscis extension response 7 (gene dpr7). Gene Ontology annotation, biological process: synapse organization. NCBI's taxonomy places the organism in Eukaryota, Metazoa, Arthropoda, Insecta, Diptera, Drosophilidae. Gene Ontology annotation, cellular component: neuron projection membrane. The record is from RefSeq and is a predicted model, not a curated record.